GACGAGGCCUAUAAAUACGAUGUAUCUUGCUCCACCAUGGAUCAAGCCAUCCAAAUCCUCAAUUAAUUAAGAAGAUGUCUUGCUGUGGCGGAAACUGUGGCUGCGGCUCCAGCUGCAAGUGCGGCAAUGGCUGCGGAGGGAGAAAGAUGGGCCUGGACAUGGCCGGGGAGACCACAGCCAUGGUCGACUUUGGCGCUGGCAGCCACGAAGGGAGCAGUGAGGGGUUCGAAAUGAUCUCUGGUUCGUCUGAAGGUGGAAGCUGCGACUGCACCAAAUGCAAGUGCGGGAGCAGCUGCAGCUGUGCUUGUUGCAGCUGCAACUAAAGUAGGCAACACUGCUCGAUGCACGCUCAUGCUCUCUCUCUCUAUCUUUCAUUCAUUAACUAUAUAUCAAAUGAGAUGGACGACUGAGAGAGAGCAUGAAAAUAAUUAAAUAAAAUUACAACGAGGACGUGUAUCGAUCAUUAUCUUAUAAUUAAUAUUGUUAAUCCUGCGUGGUAAUUAUCAUUUA
This is a messenger RNA of Zingiber officinale, 510 nucleotides long. RefSeq names its product metallothionein-like protein 2C. The transcript has 3 exons. Lineage: Eukaryota; Viridiplantae; Streptophyta; Magnoliopsida; Zingiberales; Zingiberaceae. Gene Ontology annotation, molecular function: metal ion binding. The record is from RefSeq and is a predicted model, not a curated record. Bases 75 to 323 code for a protein of 82 amino acids.